CCGAACGAAAAUAUAUAUACAUAUAUAGCAACUACAUCGCGUAUAUUUGACUUAUGCCGUCUUUGUUAGCUCUUGUGUUUUUUUAGCAGAGAGCUCGGAGCUGCACGCGCGGCAAUGCUGUUUCUGCAACUCAUCAUCGAAGCACCAGCUAAUUACAUACAUUACCAGAGGCCCCUGCUGCACUCCAACUCUCCACAGUAGAGCUACAGACUAUGAAUUCUCAGCUCAACUGGGCCAUCACGCUCGCGUAACGCUCUGUUGACUUCUUAUUUUCCACGCGACGACAUCGCUCGCGAACGCAUCCGCGUACGUUCGCGUGAUACACCGAGCCAUUACAGCUAUCAGUAAAUUAUCAGUUGGUUGACGUUUCACUGCUCGCUCCAUUGUUUACACAACUGCGACGCACCGAUUUCAGUUACUUAAUUGACAACUGCUGGAGAGAUAUGAUUUUUAUGCUUCACUGAUUGUCACCGACCUAUCCCAUACAUACUUUUCGCUCUGCCUCGUGAGUUAAGUUAUGAAUUCUCAACCAAUUAUGGUACCUCGAAGCGAUCAAAAUCGCAAAAUGCAGUCGGAGUCACAUUCGACUUCUGUGGGCAACAUUGCUGGAGAAAAUUGGAAAAUGAUGACACCUCCAGGUACCAACAGAUCUCUAUCUGCCACCGAAGAUCGACGUUCACGACGUGGCAGUAAUCAAGUACCCAUUCUAGCUAAACCACCUUCUUCUGAGUCACUGCUAGCAAACAGUACCACUUGGGUUGAUGCUCCUGGGCCACCGCUCUCUCCAGGAUUAACUAGUUCCCUAUCAUCCGGAGGUGGAGAAAAUAGUCCAAAGGUAGAUGGGGAUAAAGUUGGCGACAGUAGCUGCAAGCUGACACGAAAGGAGUCUUACAAGGCACAGCGAAAGAAUUAUAGGAUGGAAAAAAAGAGAGUAGCCGAUGAGUUGCUCAAUUCAUUGAAAGAUCCUACGGUGAUAGUCAUGAGUGAUUGGUUGAAAGUUAGGGGUACUCUCAAAAGCUGGACAAAGUUAUGGUGUAUCUUGAAACCUGGAUUGCUGCUUCUUUACAAGAGUCCAAAAAUGAAGAGUAAUCACUGGGUUGGCACUGUACUACUGAACAUUUGCCAAGUAAUUGAAAGGCCCAGCAAGAAGGAUGGAUUUUGUUUCAAACUGUUUCAUCCACUUGAGCAGUCGAUCUGGGCUCCACGGGGUCCCGAGAAUGAGGCUAUUGGUGCUGUAGUCCAGCCAUUGCCAACGUCCUAUUUGAUAUUUCGAGCUCCGUCCCAAGCAGCUGGCAAGUGUUGGCUGGACGCUUUGGAACUGUCUCUACGCUGCUCAUCGCUGAUCAUCAGGUCGGCUAGUGUAUUGCCGCCCAGAUCACCGCAGCACGAUACUACAACAACUCACGAAACUCAGUGGAGCGAGGCGGAUUACGAAAAACAUUUCAUCGAUCACGCAGCAGCAGCAGCAGCAGCAGCAACAACAACAACAACAGGAGCAACAACAGCAACUGAGUACAACAGGACUACGAGGUCGCCGGAGUAUCGUCAGCGGCUCCGCUUGCGUCGUCGUCAACGAGUGGCCACUUCGACCGGUUGCCUGCUCGAGCCACCUUCAAUAAUCCUCAGUUGCAACUCCUCUCCCUCGUGCGUAAAGGCUAGUCGAUCACUACGCUCCUCGUCCGGCGCGUUGCGUAGCUUAUGCCCCCCUUCCACUCCCGUGUUCCAACAGCUUUACGACGCGGUAGGCUACUGGGAGCGACUGCUCGGCGCGAGUCCUCAGCACGACUCGGUCGAGGCUACUGGGCCGUCGCUCUCCUCAGCCUCCGAAAGCCAGCUAGCCGAACAAGCCGGACAGGCCGCCGUCGGGCUGGAGGAGAGCGCACGGCGCCGUAUGACCCUGCCCGCUGAUCCUCACAAUCACCUAGUCACGCUAGAUCACGCUUUGUAUGAUUCCCUGCCUGUGGCUGCUACUGCCGGCGAUGCCCUCGGCUCCCUCGGUCCCUCGCUCGACGACGACGUAUCGACACCCACCGCAGACCUCGACGACUGCAUCAGCCAGCCGGAGAAUGGUCUCGCCGCGGACCACGAAAUGAGCCCCACUGAUACCGAGUCCGAGGAAGACAACAAGGAGGAUGCCGAAUCGCGGGAGAUCAAGGAGUCGGUCUACCAGGCCAAUGAGAACGAGAUCCUGGGCUCGGCCGGGGAGGUGGUGACCGAGCUGCAGGAAGAACAAAAGUCGUUGAUCUGGUUCCUAAUGAAGCAAGUGCGCCCCGGCAUGGAUCUUUCCAAAGUCGUGCUGCCAACCUUCAUCCUGGAGCCGCGCUCUUUCCUUGAGAAAUUGGCCGAUUCUUACUACCACGCGGACCUGCUCUCUCAAGCUGUACUGGAGGACGAUGCGUUUACGCGCAUGAAGGGAAUUGUCAAGUGGUACCUGUCCGGUUUUUACAAGAAGCCUCAGGGACUGAAGAAGCCCUACAAUCCACUUCUCGGCGAAACUUUUCGCUGCUACUGGCAGCAUCCCAACGGCUCGCGUACUUUUUACUUAGCCGAGCAGGUUUCGCACCACCCACCAAUUUCCAGCUUUUACGUGACCAAUCGACAGGAUGGCUUCACCAUCGGGGCAACAAUCGUGGCCAAAUCCAAAUUUUACGGCAACUCUACGUCGGCAGUUCUGGACGGCGCUGCGGUUUUGACCAUGCUUCCACGAGGCGAAGACUACACGAUGACCAUUCCUUACGCGCAUUGCAAAGGAAUAUUAAUGGGUACUUUGUCGAUGGAGUUGGGAGGAAAAGUCAACAUUACUUGUGAGAAAACGGGCUAUCACACUGAGCUGGAAUUCAAGUUGAAGCCUUUCCUCGGAGGUUCCGAUCAAUUAAACAUGGUAGUAGGACGAAUAAAACUUGGCAAAGAGACUCUUGCCAACAUCAGUGGUUACUGGGACGGUCAGAUCACAAUAACGGAUAAGCGAACUGGGCAAGACAGCGUGCUUUUCAAUCCCACGCCAGAAGUGCGCAAGUCGCGCUUGAAAAAGUACACGGUCCCUCUGGAGCAUCAGAGCGAGUGGGAAAGCGAAAAGCUGUGGCUGGCCGUGACGCAAGCGAUAAAUAACGAGGACCAGACAGCAGCGACCGAAGCCAAAACUGCAUUGGAGGAGGCGCAGCGCGAGCGUGCCAAGGAGAGAAAAGCGCAGGGACAGGAGUGGCUACCCAAGUACUUCGUGCAGGACAUCAUCUCGGGCAAUUGGAUUUAUCGUCACGCAGACAUCCGUCCGUGGGAUCCGCGAAACGACCUGGUGCAGUACGAGCACGACUACAUCGUUAGCACCAAGACCAGGCACAAAACGCCGAUAAUGCGCACCGGAAGCAUCGUCUCUAUGGAGCCUCAGUCUCAGCUGCCGCUGCUGCUGGCCGAGUCGAGGUCUUCGCUUUCGGUUCUGAAAUCUUCCAAGCGCCAACUGACGAACAAUCACCCCAUUACCGAGGCGGCGCACGAUUCUGCGAGCUCCUCCGAGGGCGGACAUUCCGAUUCCAGUCAGUCCGUCGGCAAGAGACGACGUUCUACCGCCAGGAUCGUGAGCAUGGUGAAGAGCGUGGAAUCAAGGAUGCAGAGCCAGGCGGAAAAGUUGGAUCACAUCCAGAGGCUUCUCGAGCAGAUGUCCGUGCGUCAGCGACAGACGAGGGAGAGAGCCAAUGGCUUGCGUCUCAGCAAACAUUUCAUCGAUACGAUCAUCAUUGUUUUCGUGGUUUUCAUUGCUCAGUACGUAAUGCGACUCUGAAAUCGGGCGGCUUCGCCUCCAACCAAAGGAGCCCAACAGACGUAAAUUUCCUGGUUUUUACCUAUUGUUUCGUUCGUAGCUUUCGUUCGUAUGACCCAAGUCAAUCAUGUUCGUCAAUCUCCUGGCUGAGAUUUAUCCUAGUCGCUGGCCAAAUUUACUAUUGACGAGUUUUGUGGAUAAAUAUAUAAUCGCGCUCUCUGCACGUGAACAGUCUCAAGCGUUAGUCGCUUGUGAGAUAUGUUUAAAUAUUAUAGAACCUCGGGUGGCCCUUAUAUUCAGCUGUCGUUCAAUUCUCAUUACCAAUGAUUGCUCGAUGCGCGAAUUGACGAGGAAUUGACGAGAUUUGCAUUGUACUUAGCAAGUACAGAUAUAUAUGCUCAGUAAUUUGUAUGGACGAACGAUUGAUCGCGGGCCACCUGAAUCUACAUAUAAAGCGCCUUCAACGGCAUUACAUCUGCUGCAAAACAUUGUGAUCCAGCUCAACAUAAGUCGUAAAUAUUCCUUUUCUAUAGUUUGUAAUAAAAAAUAUAAAUAUCGCAUAUACAGCAAAGACGAAACAAUAUAUAUUUAAACGUGUAGGGCAUUUCGUUUAUUCCGAUGGAGUUCGACAUCUAGGGAACGGGGUGCUUUCAAAGUGCUCUUGCAUUACAACUAUUUAAAAAUGGAGAUGUUUUCUCACAAUAUGUCUCAAAUUCGAAUAAACAGUAUAAAACUUAUUUUCUCUUAAAAAUUAAGUAAGCUGUAUUUUUCCAUGUUUCUUGUUUUCAAUAACUUUGUACUAUUUUCAAUCGAUGUAUUCAAAAGAACAGGAAAAAUGAAUCUUGAUAGUUUUAGAAAUUUUAGAUUUACUUGUUAUUCUGAGUCAACAAAAUACUGAGCUUAUAUAUGACUAGUGUAUACGCUUUUGUUACGCUUAUUUAAUCAAUUGUAUAUUCUAUUCUUGUAAAUAUGUAGAGUAUUAUCCUGUGAUAAUACUUCGACACGCAAGGGGUCGCUUUCUUUUUGUUCUCUUUUUUAUUCACUUUUUUAUUACUUAAAAGUCGAGCAAAAGGAUCGAGAUGACGAGACAAGAGAGUGUGUGUGUGAGAGAGAGAGAGAGAGAGAGAGAGAGAGAGAGAGAGAGAGAGAGAGAGAGAGAGAGAGAGAGAGAGAGAGAGAAAUUAGUUUCAGUCUUCGUAAAUCGUUGUUAUAAUUAUCAAAAUUUUUCCCACUAAAGUAUAUGUUACAUAAUUAUAGCAAUCGUAUUGUUACACAUAUACUUCUAUGAGAAUGAUAUAUUGUACAUGUACAAGUAAGAGUAUCGGAGCGAAAUGAAAAGUCAAACCAUUCGUAUGAAAGCUUUCAAACUUUAUAUCACGUUUGCCUUUCGUGAUUUUCUCUGGAUGCACAUUCACGUUUUCUUUUUUCGUACGCAUAUUCAUUUAAUUACAAUUGUUUCCUCUCGGAUUGUUGUUUUCAUCUAUUUUAUUUAUUUUUUAUUUAUACAGCACAUUUUUCUUGCGAACGGGAAAAAGGAAAACGACAAAAAAAGCGGGUAAAACUGCAAUACAUAAUUGACUCAUGUGAUCGCAUACAAUCAUAAAACUCGAAAAUUCGAUUACAAUAAUUUACCGUGUGUCGUGCUAUUGUACGCCCGACACGUAUGUUGUACUAAUAUACACAUGCCUUUUCCAGCGACAUUCUAAGAACAAAAAUAAUAAUCCAAGCGUAUUUAUAUCAGAGCAGUUAUAAUGUUUCAUUCAAUACUAUAAUAAUUGUCGGCGUUGAUUUGUAAAAUUUUCAAGAUUGCUUUUAACUGCGACAUACCAAUUCUUUGUCCUUUUUAUACGCAAAGAAAAGAAAGGGAGAGUGGUUGUCGAGAGUUAAGCUGAGUGCUACUCAUUUGUUUGUCGCUGCGUAAAAAAGAAAAAAAAAAGAAAAAUAAAUAAACAAAACGGCAUCACGUCUCAUGUCCACACAUAGGCAGGCUCCUUAAUAUCAUUUUGAGCGUUUUUCCGCGGAUUCUGUGAAAGUCUGAUUUGUCAAUACAGAACAUAAUGUAUGUAUCCUACGCAUUGAUCGAUGAAAUAAAAGCAAGUGAAAUGUGAAAGAAAGCUAUGUGUCUGUGUUUUGGGCAGGUGUCGGUAAGGGCAAAGUC
Messenger RNA from Phymastichus coffea, 5912 nucleotides. RefSeq names its product oxysterol-binding protein-related protein 8 (gene Orp8). The record is from RefSeq and is a predicted model, not a curated record. The coding region runs from base 518 to 3775 and encodes 1085 amino acids. The transcript is spliced from 13 exons. Gene Ontology annotation, molecular function: cholesterol binding. NCBI's taxonomy places the organism in Eukaryota, Metazoa, Arthropoda, Insecta, Hymenoptera, Eulophidae. Gene Ontology annotation, cellular component: cytosol; intracellular membrane-bounded organelle; membrane.